Messenger RNA from Tachysurus fulvidraco (yellow catfish), 3033 nucleotides. It is a transcript of the gene dennd6b, whose product is annotated as DENN/MADD domain containing 6B. Gene Ontology annotation, molecular function: guanyl-nucleotide exchange factor activity. Gene Ontology annotation, cellular component: recycling endosome. The coding region runs from base 340 to 2088 and encodes 582 amino acids. The transcript has 21 exons. The record is from RefSeq and is a predicted model, not a curated record. Lineage: Eukaryota; Metazoa; Chordata; Actinopteri; Siluriformes; Bagridae.
CGUUGCUACGUCAAAGUUAAUACAAAAAACGUCCACUGAAGUAAAGUAAACCAAACAGUACGGAAUUGUCCGACACAUAAAGAUACUAACAUAUUUAAACGUGCUAAAACCAUCCGAACUGCUGUUGUUACACAAAUCUAGUAACGUGUGCAUGUUAGUUUAUUAGUGUGUUUGUACCAGAGGCCUGAGCUCUGACGUUAGCUCACUGACGUUAGCUUAGCACAGCUAGCUGGUGCACGACCCGCGUAAGUUUUACAACCAAACAGUCGGAUUACUUCAUUAAAUAGGUGGCGGUAAAAACACUGACCCCCACGUUACUGGAAGAAGAAGAAAGACCGCAUGAAAGCAGGAGUGAUGGAUCGCUUUAACGGCCAAAAAAGAAAGACGGACUCGAAAGAAACAAAUGAGUUGAUCUCUGUACCGUGGGCGCGUUUCACAGCUUGGCUCGAGUGUGUGUGUGUCGUUACCUUCGACCUCGAGCUCGGACAAGCUAUAGAGAUGAUCUACCCACAUGAUGCUAAAAUGACAGAGAAGGAGAAAACAAGCAUAUGCUAUUUAGCAUUUCCUGACUCAUUUUCAGGAUGCCUUGGGGACACCCAGUUCAGUUUUAGGCUGCGGCAGUCUGUGGGACGAGAGAGUGGCAUGUGUUUUGGUGACAAAGAUGCGUACAACAAGGAAGCACCACUAACGCUGCAGAAGGAGAUGGCUCACUUCUACGGCUAUGUUUACUUUAGACAAGUAAAGGAUGUCUCUGUCAAAAGGGGCUACUUUCAGAAGUCUCUGGUGCUGGUUUCCAGACUGCCGUAUGUGUGCUUGUUCCAGUCUCUACUCCAGAUCAUUGCUCCUGAGUACUUUGAGAAGUCAGAGCCUUGUUUGGAGGCAGUUUGCAAUGAAAUUGAUCAGUGGCCCCCACCUGUGCCAAGCCAGACUCUCAGCUUGCCUGUGAUGGGAGUCAUCUUACAGGUCAAAAUUCCUUCAAAAGAUGAUAAACCGGGAGGAAGUCCAAGCAAACAGGGACCAAAAGAGAAACAUCUCUCUUCUCCAAUGGUUCUCCCUACCAUCCAUGAGCUGGAUCUUUUCAAGUGUUUCCAGUCUGUCCUCAUUCACAUACAGUUGCUGUGGGAGCUGAUGUUGCUAGGACAGCCAUUGGUCGUCAUUGCACCCUCUCCCUCUGUGUCCUCAGAGACGGUUCUGUCUCUUGUUAGCUGCAUCAGUCCACUGAAGUACUGCUGUGAUUUUCGGCCUUACUUUACUAUCCAUGACAGUGAGUUUAAGGAGUACACAACCAGAACUCAGGCACCGCCUAAUGUACUACUAGGUGUUACAAAUCCUUUCUUUAUAAAGACCUUUCAGAGCUGGCCUCACAUCAUGUGUCUUGGGGAGCUGAAAAUGUCCAGAGAUGUGCUAAAACAAGUUAAGGUCAAGAAACUGUCCAAGUUGAAAAUACUGGACACAAAACCAGGUUUAUACACAUCAUACAAAUCGUUUCUUCAUAAAGACAAAGCCCUGACCAAGCGACUCUUAAAGGGAAUUCAGAGGAAAAGGCCUUCUGAGGUGCAGAGCGCCAUCUUGAGACGGCAUUACUUAGAACUGACACAGAGCUUUAUAAAUCCACUGGAACGAUACAUGGCCAGCCUGAUGCCACUGCAAAUAUCCAUGACUCCUUGGAAGACUCCUCCUCAGGUCCGCCCCUUCAGUCAGGAUGAGUUCUUGGCAACUCUGGAUCAUGCUGGACCUCAAAUUACCUCCAUGCACAAAGGAGACUGGCUGGGACUUUAUAAGCAAUUCUUUCAGUCCCCUAACUUUGACGGCUGGUUUCGGGCAAAGCAAAGGGAAAUGACACAUAAGGUGGAAUGUCUUCAUUUAGAGGCCAUCUGUGAUGCUGAUCUGCUGAGUUGGAUAAAAGACAAGUCAGAAGUAGAGACCGUUGACCUAAUUUUAAAAUUGCGUGAAAAAUUGGUGAGAGCUCAUAUGUAUCAGCUUCCAGUGAAGGAGGAAUUGCUGGACAAGCUGGAACGUUACAUCCAUUCUGUGAUCAGCUCUCUGCCAGAGGAUCUGCAGACAGUACUAUACAAAGACAAACAUUAAAAUGAUUUUAAUGCAGGAAUUAGAAUAAGAGUUCAGCGUGUAACUCUGCUGCUCCAUUUCAGACAGUUACGAGCUCCAGCAAUAAAAACAGACGUACCCAUGAAAAUGUUUGAGGUAGCGUUGUACUAUACUGUAUGUAACGUCUGUGAUCUGUGUGGCACAUAUGAACUGGGGUGGGGUGAAUGGUUGGAAAUGUAUUUUAUGUAAUGUUUUAGAUUAUCACUUUAAUGUUUUAAGCAUAUUUAUAUAUUAUAUUGCAUCAGAGAUGCAAAUCAAGGAAUGUAGUGCCAGAACUCGUAUGUUCUUAACUUGUAUGACAGAACCUCAUACUGCACUUUAUGCCAUUAUUUCCUUAAGCUUUUUUUAAUUUUUUUUUUUUUUUUUUUUUACAUAAAACACUCGAUGUUCAGAAGUUUGUGGACACCUGACCAUCACACCCACAUGUGGUUGUUGAACAUCUUACUGUUGAUUUAUUUCCCCCUGUUUGCUGUUAUAAUAAUCUCCACGUUUCUAUUCUGGGAAGGUUUUCCACUUGCACAGAUAUUAGACGUGUGGCUGUGCAGAUUUGUGUUCAUUCAAUAGCACAAGAGCAUUAGUGAGAUCAGACACCGAUGUAAGAGUGAGCAGGUCUUGGGUUUAUUCUGUGUUCCGGUUCAUCCCAAAGGUGUUCAGUGCAUGUGAUGACUUUUAGAUGCUCAGUCAUAACUUUUAGAGUUUAGAAAGUUGUGAGUUGUCUGGAUUGUCAUAUACAUAGCUUUAUAUUUAGCAUUUCAUUACACUGAUCUAUUUAUAAUGCAAAACUGAUCAAACUCACAAAAGUAUUUAUUUAACUUGUUUAUCCAUUCUUGCGUGUUUUCAUUAAAAUGUUAGAAGGCACUGAGAGUUUAUAUUGAUCUUUAAUGUAGUGUAUUAAUAUGUUAUAAUAAAAGUUUGAUGUUUCCUACA